AUGUUUUUGUUUUUGCAGUUAUAUGAAUUUGUGAUUGCGACUGUGGGAGAUUUUGGCGAAGGACCUGGUUCAAUACCAAAAGAGGCACAGACGGCAGAGGCAGCUCCUGGAAGCCCACCGACAAAAGUUCAAGCACGAAGUCUCAGCCGUGACUCGGUGCUUGUAAAAUGGAGCCCUAGCGAGAGACCCAAUGGAAUGAUUACUGGAUAUCGCAUCUUCUACACUAACAACGACCGAUCAACGCCUAUUGACGAAUGGGAAUUGGUAAACUGCUUUUUGUCAUUACGCUUAAUGCGAAGCUAUAUCUCCUGCCACUAAGU
Molecule: messenger RNA, 320 nt
Organism: Strongylus vulgaris
Lineage: Eukaryota; Metazoa; Nematoda; Chromadorea; Rhabditida; Strongylidae
Source: the annotation of a GenBank genome assembly